CAGACACUCAGGAUCUGAUCCAUACACCCAACCACCACAAAGUAUGAAAAUAACUGACUGGUUUCCUCAGGUUCACCCUCACCGAAAUUCAACUACCUGUGUAAUAAUUACACAACUGAAAAUCUCACACAUUAUGUUCGUCAGAAUGAUUCCACUGUGCUUUUCUCACCAGGAUUUCUCUUCUUCCUUUAACACACAGACAAUCGACGACUCAGACAAGUUACACGGACACAGGCAACAGACAAACAGAUCAACCUCAUACCUCGCACAGAAGUGCACCCUUCAAGUCGCCACACUCCACAGCAGCAUCCAAACUACAAGUGGAUACAAAAAGGGUGACAAUAAAGCACACAAAAGUGUAUCGCAGGAGAUAGAAUAUAUGCAUAUAUGCCAGGGUUACUGGAAAUGUUCAAACUUUCGAAGACGUCAAAGAAGCAAUUCAUCUGCGGCAUUGUCACCGAUUUUCAGACAUGUCACCAACAUUCCCCUAACAUCGAUUCCUAUCAUCUCCAGAAACCCAACCAGUCAGUCUACACCUCCAUGCCUACACCGCACAGACCAACAGUCAGAGACUUUAUAUCCUGAGGCUAAACUUCAGUCUUACCACCCACCCCACCUCUACCUGCACGAACUCGUUUCAGAUAACAUUGUGCGAUGGUGACCAGGCAUGCGUAACACAUGUCCCAACCACCUGAGUCCAACGGGGUUCACUACCUCAUCAACUGACCCACCACUUCCCUUCAAGACUCUACGCUACUGACGUGGUGGCUCCGUGACACAUGGCCUAUGCUGCGAAGGCAACAAUGCAUUAACACCAAGAGCCUUCUCAUGUCUUCCACCUCCAAUGACCAUCCUUCUCAGCUAUCAUGUAGAACAGAGUCAACUGAUGCGCAGUACACUCGACGCUUAGUGUGCAAUCGGAUAUCACCUUGAUGACACAACUGGCCUAAGUUGGAUAAAGCCAAUCAAACCUUUCGUAUCCGUGACAAGAUUUCGUCGAACAUUCACCUAUCACAGCUCAUUCGACCUCCCAAGCAAGUGAAGCAGUCAACGUGCUCAAACAUUUCACUCCAUUCCCCCACUAUACUCUUAAAGCAGCAAUUCACAUUCCCACUUAUUCAACAUAAAUUUAGAAGAAAUUUGUAAACACAAUGAUCACAUUUUAAGUUUUUUUCAGCUUUGCCAACAUUUCGAGCGAAAUCACUAUCCA
This is a messenger RNA of Heterobilharzia americana, 1210 nucleotides long. The record is from the annotation of a GenBank genome assembly. Lineage: Eukaryota; Metazoa; Platyhelminthes; Trematoda; Strigeidida; Schistosomatidae.